UUACUAGAGUUGCCUAGUAAAAUACAACACUCCUUUUUAAACUAUCUUCUUAAAUAUUGGUAUCUUUCCCAUAUAUGUAGCACAUUUAUGCUUAACUAGAAGGCAGAUUAAACAGUGGAGGCAAAGGACUGUAAUUAUUGUGAGGAUGAAUGCCAAACAAACAUUUAAAAAUCCCGUUAUCAUUCACAAGCUCCCACAUCUAAGAUGAGUCCUUGCUGCUACAAGGGUACAGGGGACCGAUUACACCUGAGGAAGUGCUUCUCAGACAGCACAGUAAUGAGAUAAACGUUAGCCUGACAGGUUUUGACUUUGAACACUCACUUAGUACUUCUCACCUCUAACAUGAAGGUAAUGACUAAAUAUCAAAGUCCUCAUCAAAUUAUGUGGGUGAGUUCAGGUCACACUCUUGGUGGGCUUCACCCUCCUUUUGAUUCGACGGUAUCACCUUUUCAAAGCUGUUUUCAACCUAUUUUUUAAUUUACUUUUGGUCUUUCUCAUUGACAUCUACAAACUGCCAUCCAUAAAGGGUUUAGGAUACGUUUAAACCCAGCAGGGAAGCUCAGUGUUUUCAAUAACUGUCAAAUAAUCACAUGUUGUGUGGAUGAGUCAAACCUUCUGGCCAGUUUGUGAGUCUCUAAGCAAUUUUGUGCCACAUUGCAAACAACCAGCCCCUUAAUUUGGUAAUUGUGGCCAUCCAAGAAAACAAUUAUGGGGUCGUUCAAUUCAGGGAGGAAAAAAAAAAAAUUAAAGAGCUGACAAAAAACACUUACAUCAUUUUACUUCCCAAACUUUCAGCACUAGUCCACCCAGCUCUGAAGGCUUAUUAUGUCAUUAAGGCACUCAUAUUGUUCAACUUCAGUCUGCGAACAGAAACAAGACUUUCUGAUUACCUCUGCUCGUCCAAGGGAGUUGACAUUUAUCUGUCAAACGCCGGCCAAAAACUUAGAACACAUGAGUUCUGUCGGCUGAUUGUUAUUCAGUUGUAGCGCUGUGACACAUUUUGGCAGUUCCUCCGCACUAAGCAAUGGCCAAAGAAUUCAUCCAAGCAUGAAUAGUUUAGUGAGGUCUUCAAAAUGCAUGUAGUCACAUAAAGUUAUUGCACAUGUUAGCGACUAGCAACAAGAGAGGCCAAACUUUUGUUUAUGUUUUUGGACAACUUUCGACUCCCUGCUGGACUGAGAGGGAGCAAACCAUCAUUAAUGUCAAACAGGCCACUGAAGCUAAUGGAAACAUUAAUAUGUUCGACGUGUGCUGUGAUGCUCGGGGAAGAUUUGUUGAAGAGCGAUGCUUUAAUUUUCACCCCUCACUCCCACGGACUCUUCCCCAAAGAGCGCCUGCACCCAAAUUCCCUGGCUUCCUUCCUUCAAGGCAAAACCCUAAAUGGUCCUUAAUGACUCCAUGCAAACAACGUGUGACGGGGGACAAAUUACUCAAACACUUCCCGCUUCUUUUUUUUCCUCUUCUUUCUCCUCCUCCCUCUUCUUCAGGUGAUACUUGAAAGGUCUCCGAGGUAGCUGGCUCGCUGCGCCCUCCCUCUUCUGGCUCCUUUCUCUGUCACCCUCCACAAUGUCAAGGUGUCGCGACCCUGCUGCGACCUGCACCCACCGUUGGCUAUUGGACCUCGGCCUGCCUGCAGAAGGGCACAAUCAGCAGUGUGAAAAAGGGAUGUGUGUUUGGUGAGGCGGGGGUAGGGUCACCAUAUACUAAUGGGGUGAGGCUGACUUUUAGGGAGAUGAGAGGAAGAGGGGCCGUCCCAUUUGGGUCUCACAUGCUUGUCGGCCUGUGACUUCCAGUUUAAAAAAGGCUUCUGGGUGGCUUCUAUGAGUCAGUGGUCACCCCUCGGCAUCAAUCGCUUCACCUUGGGAGUUGAAUGGGACACAUGCACCCCCUCAACACACACCACAACCGCCCGCCCCUCCCUCGCGGCCCUGGCACCCCUCCUUUCCUUUAAGUCAAUAUGUCCGUGUCAGAGAUGAAAGUGCAAAGUGGGAGGGACGCGGAGGGGGUCCUGACACUAAUGUAGUACAUUGGGCUUCACUUACUGAUCUGCCAAGUUCUUUUGUCAAGCCUUAAAUGCCUGCUAGGGUCCUUUGAACUGCUGAGCGCUCGCCCGCCCUCAGAUGCCUCCUCCUUUAGCUUCAAUGAGAUAUCCUCGGUGACAUUCCCACAGUCCCGUCGCUGCAGACAGACACGCAUAACUGCACGGACGCGGCGAGGUUCAAAUUCAAAGGCUUGAAAGGCCUCUGGGAGUCGUCUAAGUAACAUCAUUCGCCACUUUGCCGCUCCUGUCUCAAAAGUUCAAUUUGUUUUCCUAAAAAUUGAAAUAGAAUUGGCCAACGCGGCUGCAGAGGAUCAUUUCAGGCACCGCUUGAAUCUGUGGCUUGAAAGCACUUUCAUCGGCUGCCAAGCAGAGCGAGCCAGGUAAACUAAGACCUUUAACUUGCUUGCUUGUUUUUGUCACUUCCUCACUCUUGUCAGCUAAUCUGUGUGGGUAACCUUAUCCACACCCCCACCCACCCCCACUCUGAGUCUCAGGAACUGGACUGAAACUUUUCUCUCCAUUCACAAAGCUCGCUCUUGUUGUGCUCGACCAGCACUUUGAUUGAUUCUCCCAGUUUUAUCAUCCUUUUUAAAAACCUUUUCAAAUAGUGUCAGCAGGCAGCUUGUAGGUGCACCAAUGCUUUUGACUGAUGCAAAAAAAAAAAAGUUUUCUCACUCCAUUCUAAAUUUCUUUCCAUGCAGGUCAAUCACAGGGUUACCGGGUUUGACUUUAUGCAACCACACUAUUACGGUAAUGAUGAAUGGAAUUUCCUUUGUGGCAGUCAAAUCACUGUAAAAUUCCCAUUUCAAAAAAGUGAGCUGCAGAAACAGCCUCUCUGUUUUUUCGGAAACCCCACGGAGCAUGAUGUCAACACUUUUCAUUGGAACUACUGAUUCCAUUGAAUUGAAGCGUCAUCAGGAAUCUUGGACAUAAAAUGAAACUCUGUAGAAGGCUCGAUCACACUGGAAACUCGUUUUUGUCUUGUAAUUUGCACGGACCAACCCUUCAUAUCUGCGAUGUGUCAUGUAAAUGAUGUCCAACAGUUGCAUAAACUGUGGAUUUGGUACAAAAAUCUAACAUUAUAAGGAUUAAACAGAUGUGGGUGAGUGUGGUAAAAAGUGACUUAAAGGUGGCUGUGUGAGAGAUAGUUUUUUGAUUUGAUUGGGAAACUUAUAAAUCCCUCUUGUCAGUCAAAUUAGGCAGGUCAGAAUAAUGUUUAUUGGAAUCCACUUUAGCUUCAAGAAAGUUUAUAUUUCUACAAUAAAUCUGUUCCACAAACUCCUGUUUAAUCAGCUGCCAAACUGAUUGGUAGACCAGACAUGUUCAUGGCAGAAGCAUCCAAAAACUGGCUUGUGGCCAUCGCUUGUUCCAUAACUCCAAACCAAAUUCUCCUGAAAACCAGGGGCCCUUCCUAUUUGCCGUGAGCAGAGGUGACUUUCUUCCUCCUUGUGCCUCACAGGUGGCCACAUCCAAGCCUGCUGCUCUCUCACUGUGGAUUCACAGUCAUGCUCCGAGAAGUUUGUCGCAAACAUGUGCUUAAGAGGCGAUGAGUGACUCCACAGUGCUGGCUCUAUCACAGUCAAAUGGUAAUUGCUGUUUAUCGUCCUGCCUUUAAAUCAGUUAUCAGGUGCCUUUAUUUUGUACUUUCGGCGAAAUCAUCUUCAGCAGUGGUGAGCAGCAGCUAACAUAAGUCUCAUUUCAUCAAACAACCCAUGCAUUUGUAAAGAAAUCAUCAAAUUAUCUUUGCGGGUAAUUACUAUUUGCUCCAUUUUGCUGUGAUUUCCCUCCCUAAGGCAGAUAAGUCUAAAUUAGUCAUGCUUUAAAUGACAUUAUACACCAGUUGUGUUACAGGGAUUAUUACAGUGCCCUGUGGUUGACAGGAUCAAGGGCUCUUGUUAGGCAGAAAGCCAUGAAUCACUGGGUAAACCCACAUCAACCCUCCUUAUCCACAUAUGCACUUGCAGAGAAGAUAAACACUGUGUAACUUGACUUGUUAUACAUGCUAAACGCUCCUGUACUUGAAAUAACAUCCACGAAUCCAUAUUUUCCUGACCACAUCCAGAUUUGUGUUUAUUUGGCUGCUCUUCUGCUGUCUUGCCCUGUGUAGAUCAGCAGCUGGAACUCUUACUCCUUUUUCUUUUCCCACUAAACAAGCUGCAGGAGACCCUUUGAAAGCCCCAGCAUGGGAAAUUAUGUAUGUAAUCAUUUAGAAUCAUUCUGAAUAUCAAUGGGGCAGGAAUCCCGACGAUCCAGUUUUAAUGGGACAAUAAAGGCGGACCACAAAGGUUUUCUCUCUCUCUCCCUCUCCCUCCUUUUUUUAAUGGCAGCGGGGAUGUGGGCUCACUUUACUGCUGCCAGCUCUGAAGUACUCGUAAACACAUUCACACCUCUCUUUCAUUUAAAUGCGGGAUAAGUUAUAGCACAUUAUUGAAAAAAAUCGCGGACAACAACCUGCAUUUGAAUGCUGUCUGGGAGAGGGAGGCCAAUCCACAAACCAGCAACAGUUAAAAGGCAAAUAACUUCGAGAGAAGCAGUUUCUGUUGCUUUUACAACCCAGCAGCUGUUUAUUCUACAAUGACGGUGACAAUGUAAUAGUCAAUAAUAUGCAUAACAUGAAAAACUAAUUUGAAAAAAAUAUAUACUGUGCGUAAUAAUGAACAAAAACUGCUCACAUCAUUUAAAUUAGUUUGUCACAUUAGGUCUUCUUGGUCCUUUGCCAAAUAAAUAAUUUCCCAAACUGAAUUAAGGAGAAAAAAAUCUCUACAAAACCAAACCAAAAAGUGAUUCAUCUCCUUGUUCAAGUUCUUCUUUGCGCAGCGCUUUGCCCACCGAGAGGAAAAAACGUUCUCCAAGCUGAUGGUCUCUCCAAGAUUACCCUAUCAGGUGCAAACCGCUGACAUGUUUCCACCCACCAACAACAAAAAAGCCUCUCUGUGCCCAAAUCUCAAGCCGCAGACGCACAAACACCACUGACAGGCACUGCUGCGCCAUCAUCAGCCCCCGAACCUCUCCAGGGAUCCGCUGCUGCUGCUACCGCUGCGAUUUCCACACUACUUUUUUUUUCUCUUUGAAAAAGCAAAACUUAUGCUUGGAAAAGUUUAUUUGCGCGCAGUUACCGAAUUGUUUUUUUGUGGACGGCCGGUUUGUUAUUCACCGCUUUUUCCUUCUCUCCCACCGUAGCUCUUGGUCCAAUAAAAUGACCCAUGCAAGGUGUAGAAAUCCCCCACAGGUACGGACGGAGCUGAGGAGCCUGUGAUCUCUGGAGGAGCAGGAUUGGGUUUGUGGGGUAACUUAGCUAAUAGGUGCGCAAAACUCAAAGGAUAUUUUUUGGAGAGAGAGAGGGGGGAAUCUGUUUGGAGAGGUCGAUUUCUUUUCCACGUUUGGCAACGACUUACGGAGACGUUAUUUCGGGGAGCGGAGGAGACUGAGCUGAGAAAAAAAAAGACUCUUGUGGAUAAUUUCCCCCUACAAGGAAGCACCCAAUGUUGCACGCCGAAACUGUGCUGCUCCUCUCCCGUCAUCUAUCCUUACACUGGGAUUCAAUCUCCUACUUACCCCCGGAGUUGUGUGCGUAAAAGACGCGCAAGGGGAGCGAAAGCGAGAGAGAGGGGGGCGAUUUCGCCAACCUUUCCCGGGGCUCUAAAUCUGUGGAAGCAGGUGUAUUUCAGCUGUAUUUCUGCAAGCCAAGAUGUCUCUGCUGCCUUCGAGGUUCAUAUACCUGUGUUUACAUUUUCUGGUACUCUAUUUCCAGCUACAGGAAUCCCAGCAGAGCUCUGCUGAUUUCAGGUUUUACAUCGAGAACCACACGAGGAACCCGGACGACCUGAGCCGGAAACAGGUCCGGAUCUACCAGCUGUACAGCAGGACCACGGGCAGACAUGUGCAGAUCCUGGGGAAGAAAAUCAACGCCAACGGAGAUGAUGGGGCUCUUCUUGUUGUUGAGACGGAAACCUUCGGGAGCCACAUUCGAAUAAAAGGAAAAGAGAGCGAGCAUUACAUUUGCAUGAACGAGAAGGGCAAAAUAGUCGGAAGGCCCGAUGGAAGGAAGCAGGAGUGCGUCUUUGUUGAGGAAUUCCUGGAGAACAACUACACGGCUCUCGUGUCGGCCAAGUACAAAGGAUGGUACCUCGGCUUCAACCGGAAGGGGCGGCCCAAGAAAGGCUCGCGGACCACGCAGAGGCAGCAGGAAGUCCACUUCAUGAAGCGGCAGCCCAAGGGCGUGGUGGAUCCGCUGGAGGAGUUUCGUUUCACCACAGUAACUAAGCGGACACGAAGGGCUCGGCGAUUAAAACCCAACUCCAAGAGGAACUGAUGGCGCUGGCGUUCCUCGUGGGGGGAAAAAACAAAAAAAAGCAAACUGUACCUGAAAAAUCUCAAGCUUCUUACAAGAAUCACCUUAAAGACUUCACUUCUGUAAAAGACAAAAAGAACAAAAAAAAAGUCAAAGAUGUUUUAUUUUUGUAUUUCAGGAUGACUGAAUAUUUCCUAACUCUUGGAUUCUUCUGGGUUGAUGUCAUUGUGCUAACGUGUCUGUCAUGUUAUUUAUACUGGAUAAACUAAAGGACCUCUGAGAGAAUUCCUGUCGCCGUCGUCCUCAGCUGCAUUUGAACUGCAGGCCGAAGGCAUACUUUCUUUUUGACAAUGGGAGCUGAAGCAGGAGCUGACGUAAUGUUAUAAAAAUCAGCCAACUAGAGAUUUAUUGGAAUACCUGUCGGUUUUUGUUUGUGUUGCCCCUGACAACGCGGAUCCCAUACUUUCCACUGGAAUUAGACACCAUGGAGAUAAAACGGAGAGAGGUGGCAGUCGCAGGUGACACUGUGCUGCCGGGAUAACUGUGUAGCUUUGAGUGCAAUAUUUUACAGGCCUUUUCUCUUCCUCUUUUUUUUUUUUUUUUCCAUAUGUCUCUCAACCUCAGCUUCACUCGUGGCUCCUGGAAUGCGCUCCGAGUACUGUGUGUGAUUUCUUUGACAUUUCCACGCGGGCCUGUGAUUCAGCUAAAACGCAACAUGCUUUGACUAGUCGGGCGCCCGCCGCGGCUUUGGUCUUGUUUAAACACUAAGGAAAGAAAAAAAAAGACAAUACAAACAAAAAAAUAUAACAGCUGAUGUGAUUCAUGAUUCCACACUGUCUUCCAGGUUCAUCACGUUCGAGGACGGAUGUUAGUCCCUUCAUCUCCCCCCUCCGACUCCCGUCAGCUCACAUGUGUUAAAGCUGUUCCACGAAAGGAUGCCUCGAUUCUUUGAGUGUGAGCUCUAGCUAGUAUUUUGGGGCUGGUGAUGACUUCCUCUACCUCCUUGUUCUUUUUGUUUAUCUUUACCUAGUCGCGCUGUCUGCGUUCAGUUAAUCUCAAGAACCUUUCAGUCGACUCUGAGCUUGAACCGGGCUUUUUUUUUUCCCUCCGCUUUCCAAAAUCAUCUUUCGACUGUGAGCUCAUCUUCGCUCCUUUCACUCUCACUAGAAGACAGUCUCAAAGAUGCUUUCGGGAACACGUAGCCCUCGUGCUUGUUUGUCAGAUCAGUCAUUCCCGGACAGGAAUGCUGUACACCACCCACCCUUCGUCACUUCGUAUUUGACAUUUAAAGCUUUUUCCUCAAAAACCCAACUUGUCAAGGAUUCAGGGAAUAUUUUCCGCGACGUGGACGAGUUUGUGUCUGAAUCCUAAAGGGAAGAAGUCUAUGCUUCUGUCAUUUUUUUUCCUCUCUGACUGACAACAAACUCCAGCCUCUUUUCACCAGUAGUAUGUAUCUACCUGUCAGAUGGCAGGUUUUUGUAUGAGUUGCUACUAACAACAUGACACAUUUAUGAUUUUUAAAAAAAACAAAAAAAAACAAAUGUAAGCAAAAAAUAAUUUUAUGACUAUUAUUAAGAUAUUUAUUGCCUCCCUUUGUAAAUAAAAUGUGAUGAGUUUUAUUUGGCCUCUGUUAAUAAAAUGAGGACUAUAUUUUAAAA
Amphiprion ocellaris (clown anemonefish) is the source of this 7990-nucleotide messenger RNA. RefSeq names its product fibroblast growth factor 24 (gene fgf24). Bases 5730 to 6353 code for a protein of 207 amino acids. Gene Ontology annotation, molecular function: growth factor activity; type 1 fibroblast growth factor receptor binding; type 2 fibroblast growth factor receptor binding. Gene Ontology annotation, cellular component: cytoplasm. The record is from RefSeq and is a predicted model, not a curated record. The transcript has 5 exons. Gene Ontology annotation, biological process: positive regulation of gene expression; limb morphogenesis; embryonic heart tube development. NCBI's taxonomy places the organism in Eukaryota, Metazoa, Chordata, Actinopteri, Pomacentridae.